UCUGUUACUACCACAAAUACUCGCCCUUAUAGUAUAAAUGCAGAAGAACCUGCGCCAGUUCUACAGUUGCCAGCAUUUACUCGACAGCGUCACUUCUCCUGGGUGCCGAAAGCGUCAGUUGUUUGCUACUCCGGUUGGAUCAAGGUUGAAAAGAUGGCUUCAUCGUAUGGAAACGAAGACUUCGCCGAGGUCCUCGACCGAACCGUCGGGAGGUAUGGCAGCUUAAGCAUCAUCGUUGUACAGCUGCAGCAGCUUACAGGAGGCGGCAGGGGCUUUAGGGACGUCCUGUCAUCCUACAAGGCAAUGCCGGAGUGGUCAUCAGAAGAAGCCAGUAACUUCAGGCACAUGAUGGGGCUUAUCAAAGAUGCCUGCACUAGCUUCGGCAAGGUCGAGGAAGCGGCACGUGCAUAUGUCCUUCGUACAAAAGAAUUUGCGAAAGAAAACCUUGAGUUCGCUGAAGAUGUCCAAGAGGGCCUAGGGCCGGAGGACUUGGAGGAUCUGCUUGCUGAUUGGGUGGCGAGCAUCGAUGAGAUGAAAGAAUCCAAUGGCAAGAUAGAGAUCGUGAAAGACGAAUUCGAGAAUGUUCUGGGUAAGCUGGAAACAGCCCAGGGACACGCCGCGAGUGGCAAGAGCAGCGGAAAGAGGGAUGCCGAAGAGGCGAGCAGAAACUCGCUCCUAUAUUCCGUCGGUGGUGCUGUAGGGACAGCCGUAGGCGGAGUUGCUACCAUUGCAACUGGUGGCCUUGCUGCUAUCCCAAUUGGCGCGGCCACAGCGGCAUUUGGGGGCUGGUCUUUUGGUUCAGCAAUCAAGUCCGCUGCUGAUUCAAUAAAAGGAUUCUUUUACUGCCCUGUGACAACUUCGGACGAUUCAUCCAUACAGGACAAGUACAGGGACUGGGAGAAGGCGUUCGCUCUCGCCGCACGGCAACUGGACAGCGCCUACGCUUUCGUAGGCAAAAUGACGGAUGAAAGCAAGAAGACUCUGAAUGAUCUGUCCGAGUACAGCAGACAGCUUCUGAGCAGGUCGAAGAAAAUGGCAAAAGCAGAAAAGAUCUCACGAAUCCAGGAGAGUAAGCUCGUCCAGAAGCAAUUCAAGCGACUGGAAGAUGAAUCAAAGACAGUGAAGAAAGCCUGCAUUGCCUACAUUGAGAAGGACAACGAGGCUCGCGGAAUAACCGGAACCAUGGCCCAGCUGAGUCUUGAGCAAGAGAACCUGCGCAAGCCAGUUCCACAGUCAGCAGAUCACUCGACGCCCUCAAGUUUUGCAGAGCGAACGUCCUCUGGAGAAGAGGCGGCACAAAGCGUCAGUUAUUCGCCACUCCGGUCGGAUCAAGCUAGGGAAGAAAUGGAUGUCGAGGAAGAGUUCAUUGCAAUCUUCGACCUAACGGUCGUGAGGUUUGGUGGCCUCAGCGGAAACAUAGGUCAGCUGCAGCGGGUGAUAGGAGGCAACAAGAACUUUAAAGAUGUCCUGGCAUCCUACAGGCACGUGCCGGACAUGUCGUCAGAAGAGGGCCGAAAGUACAGGAACAUGAUGGAGCUAAUCGAAGAUGCUUGCAACAGCUUAGACAAGAUCGCGGAAGCACAGCGCCAAUAUGUCCUUCGUACGAAGGAAUUCGCCAAGGACAACAUCGACUUCAUAAGCGAUGCCCAGGGGAACCUAGAGGCGGAGGACAUAAGGGAGCUUGUCAGCGACUGGAAAGACAGCAUCGACAAAAUGACAGAAUACAACGACAAGAUUGAAACUGUGAGCGACCGCUUCAACAGGGUUUUGAGAGAUCUGAGGACGGCCCAGGGAGAAGCAGCAAGUGGCAAAGAGCGAGGAAGGAAGGGUGAACGAGAUGCAGACAGAGGCACAGCAGCAUGCGCCACGGGAGCAGUUGGGUCUGCAGGUGUAGCAGCCGCCGCAACUGUUGCAACCGGCGGCCUUGCUGCUCCAAUCAUCGGGAUCGGGGCGGUUGUGUCAUUUGGUCUGGGAGCACUGAAGUUUGCUUCUGAUUCGAUAUGCCGAUUAUUUAAAGGCCCUGAAACGGACGAUUCAUCCAUACAGGAAACCCACAAGAAGUGGAAGGAGGCAUUUGCUCUCGUCUCCAAACAACUGGACGACGCCUAUGGGUACAUAAAGUCUCUGACGGAAGAGAGUAAGAAGAUAUUGACUGAUCUGUCUACGAACAGCCAGCUACUCGCAGAAAAAUCCAAGAAGAUGGCCAAACAACAAAAGAUUAUGAGGAGCAGCCGCUGGCAGAGUCAAUUCACCCGACUGGGCGAGAAGUCAAAUGACGUGAAGACGGCCUGUAUUGACUACAUCAGGAAGGACAACUCCGUUCGUGGGAUAACCGGAACUACGGCCAGGCUCAGUCUUGAGUAGAACAUCUAGACAACGGUAACGUAACCAUUCGUGGAUGAUCUGUGACACAAAGCAACGUAAUCAAUGUGAACUAUGUUUUUACAGCCUGAAACGUUUGAAUAAUAGUAGUAGAAAGCCAUUGUUGAGUCACACGAACGAAAGAGUUGUUGUAGUCACAGUUGUUUGAAUGAAAUAUUGUAACAG
Molecule: messenger RNA, 2547 nt
Organism: Branchiostoma belcheri (Belcher's lancelet)
Lineage: Eukaryota; Metazoa; Chordata; Leptocardii; Amphioxiformes; Branchiostomatidae
Exons: 12
Coding region: 154-2364 (736 amino acids)
Source: RefSeq, a predicted model, not a curated record